Parasteatoda tepidariorum (common house spider) is the source of this 4022-nucleotide messenger RNA. NCBI's taxonomy places the organism in Eukaryota, Metazoa, Arthropoda, Arachnida, Araneae, Theridiidae. The record is from RefSeq and is a predicted model, not a curated record.
UCUUUACCGAGCAAGUGAUGAAGUCAGUAGCCAAUUAUUAUUUUGCCAAUUCCGUGAAAAGUUGCCAUUACUUAUACAGUGUGUGCCAGAAAUAGGAACAAAUAAGUUCACUCUACAGAUUGUUUCUCAACUGAUAAAAGAGAAGCCAUCUUGGUGUGUUGCUCAUAUUGCUGCUCACCUAGGUUAUGUUGAAUGUUUCAAGAAUACUGUUGUUCAGAGCCAAGUGAAUAUUAUUUGUGAAGACAUGUUAAUGACGCCUCUACAUGUAGCUGUCAAGGCACAACAAUUAGGCUCUGUUGUAGCAUUGAUGGAUUUAGAUGUUUUAAUGGAUAAAACAGACAUGAAUGGUGAAACAGUAUUUCAUUAUGCAGCUACAACAACCAAAGACAUCAUUCAAGCUUUGACCAAGAAACCUGUUCAUAGUGUUAUAAAUACGUUCAAUACCAAAGGUUGUACACCAUUUCAUUUGGCAUGCAUGGCUGAUAAAACGGAUUGUGUGAUGGAGUUUCUAAAAGCUGGAGUAGAUGUUAACCUCUGCUGUGGCGUGAAUUUUCCUGACAAAAAAUUUUCUUCCAAUUGUGAUUCUCCUUCUAGAUCAAUGAAAGAAGUGUUAGACACUUAUAGUAAUAGAUUUUUCAACAGUGAUAUAAAAGGUGGUGGAACACCUCUUCAUUGGGCCAAAACACCUGAGCUCACUGAAGUGUUGAUUGAACAUGGAUGCAACGUAAAUGCUAAAAAUUUUCAAGGUGACACUGCUCUUCAUGUGAUGGUUAGACGAAAUCGUUUGUCUUGUGCUGUCAUGCUAUUAAGUCAUCAAGCAGAUGCAAAUAUUCAAAACUCAGAGGGUAACACACCUCUGCAUUUGGCAGUAAAAAGUGGAGAUUUGUCGCUAGUCCAAACUUUUAUUGCAUUUGAUGCUGAUGUAGACUUACUAAACAAUCAUAGUGAAUCACCUCGUCAUAUAGCUGCCACUGAAAAGAAGUGUGCCCUUGGGGAAAUUCUUUACGCUUUACACAUCAUUGGAGCAAGUCGCUGUUCUGCUCCCAUGCAUUCAUGCAAUGAUGGUUGCAACAUUAAUGGACAAUUUAAUGGGAUUCCACCGGAAAACUGUGCUUUUUCGAAAAUGACUGAAACAAUGUUUGAAGAAAUCCUGCUUUCAAAUGGAGUGGUUCCUAAUUUCCAAAGUACUGUCUCAAGUCCUAGCAAAAUGGACUGCCAAGAGAAUCAUUCUAGAAACCUCAGAGUACUUUCGCUAGAUGGCGGGGGCAUUCGAGGAAUGGUUCUCAUUCAAAUGUUGGAUGAAUUGGAGAGAAUAUUAGGACAACCCAUUGCUAAUUUUUUUGACCUUGUGGCUGGUACAAGUACUGGAGGUAUCUUAGCCUUGGUUUUAGCCACUGGAAAAUCCAUGAAAGACUGCAGAUGUCUGUAUUUUCGACUUAAAGACAAAGUGUUUGUUGGUGUCAGACCUUAUGAUGCAGAUUUAUUAGAAACGUUUUUGAAAAAUGAAUUAGGUGAAUCAACAGUGAUGGGUGAUAUAGAAAAGCCACGUGUUAUGGUUACUGCAACAAGAGGUGAUAGAAAGCCAGCUGAUUUACACAUUUUUCGUAACUACAAAUCUCCCUUAGAAUUAUUAAAUCAUGUUGAAAAAGAUGUUCUUACUAAUGAAGUGCUUCAAAAUCCAAAAGAGCAAUUGAUAUGGAGAGCUGCUAGGGCAACUGGUGCUGCACCAACCUAUUUCCGUCCUUCUGGGCCUUACAUUGAUGGUGGUCUCAUAUCAAACAAUCCAACUUUGGAUGCACUCACAGAAAUACACCAGUGCAAUCAAGCUCUCUCAGCCACAGGUCAGGAAGACCAGGUAUGCAAGAUUAAGGUGGUUGUUUCUUUGGGGACUGGAAGACCCCCACUUGUGCCUGUGAACACCAUUGAUGUCUUCCGUCCCGAUACCUUGUGGGGUGCCUGCAGAAUGGCUCUAGGUGUAACAAACUUAGGGCAGCUUCUAGUAGAUCAGGCAACUCAAACUGAUGGACGAGUAACUGCUCGCGCACAAGCUGUUUGUGGUAUGCUAAAUAUUCCCUAUAUUCGUUUAUGUCCUCAACUCUCUGAAAAUGUCGCUCUUGAUGAAACAAAUACAAAGACUCUAGUGAAAAUGCUUUGGGAGACAACAGCCUACAUGCGGUGUAUGAAACAAGAAUUAGUGCAACUACGAAAUUUAUUAGUGCCAUGAUUUAAAAGAAACAUAGUAUAUUUUUCAUUACUGUCAGGUACUACAUACUUGCUCACUCAAACUUUAAAGCUUGGACUUAGGGUUACGUUUUACCAAACGCAAGUUAAAAGUUGAUAAUUGAUGAUAAUAGUGAGAAUUAAUUAAUGUUACUCUUUUAAAAUGUAAUAUAUACUUCUUUUUUUAUUUAAACUGUAUUGUAUUUUGAUGUAUAUGUAGUAAAAAGAAAUCUUAAGAUUAUUAUGUUUUAAAUUUAUAGAUGAAUAAAAGAUGUUUUUUCACUCCAAAUGAGUAGCUGACCGUUUGUAAAGUAUAUGAAAUAUUUAUUACUACAUUUUCUUCAGAAGAAUCAUUUUAAAUUACAUAAUUAUUGUAGCUAUAAAAAAAAAAGUUUGAUAAUUACCAUUGGACUGACCAAGCAUUUUGCAUUUCAGCAAGUUUGUAUAGAAAUGUAUCCUUAAUACAUAACUUUUUCGUUGAAUAAUAAGGAGGAAAAUUGAUUUUGAGAAGGUAGAACAACGGGUAAAAAACUGUUUAUAAGGGUCACAGGUGUUCUUUGAAUUUAUUUUGUUUGGAGAUUUUAUCUGUGUAAUUGCUGUGAUACACAUAUAGCAUUGGCAAUAUUUAUCUACUAAAGUCAAUUUUUGAUUAUUUUGAAUUGGAACACAUUUAUAUAUUAGGAUUGAUUACUAAACUAUUCUGAAAACUCCAUUCUAUUUUAUGAAUAAUUAGAAAACAUUUGAAAAAAAAUUUUCAAUAAAAAUUCCAUUAUUUUAUUGUAAGUAGCCCCUUGUUUUUAAUUCUUUAUUAUUUUCAAGCAUAAAUUUUCUUUGUUUUGAUUUCGAAAUGAAAUUUCUUAUAAAAAAUUAUUUAUCAUUUUAUUUAUUAUAAAUAUUAUUUUUUGACCAACUGUUGUUUUCUCUCUCUCUUUUUGAAGACAAUUCAUGUGAAUUACUUCUGCAAUGUGCAAUCUACUUUUCAUAUUUUCAAAUUUAUAAGAGUGCAGCCAACUACGUAUUUGCUAAAAAUAUGUUUAAAAUGACUAGAAAUGUGAUGCCAAAGUCAAAAAUGAAACUUAUCUAUCCUCCUAUUUUUAUGAAAUAAUUAUUAUUUUUAUUUAUUUUAUUUACUUAUUUUUGUGAUACUAAAUUUUACUAAUUACCAAUUUAAUAACCUAUCAUUUUUUUCGCAGCUAAGUUCUGAAUAUGCUGUAUUUUAGUAAUCUGAUUUUAAAAAUAAUUAUCUGACUUUCUGUAAUCUGUAUUUUGUAUCAUUCUGCAAUUCAUAUAUUAUGUCAUUAUUUUUUCUAUGAUGCUUUAAGAACAUUUUGCAGCAGGUAUUUAUUAGUUUGUUAUUGCUGUUUUUGUUUGAUAAAAUUUUAAUUUUACUGGUUGAAAUGUAAUUACUGCAUUUGUAAUAUUGUUUUAGGCCUUUAGUUUCAACUCUUUCACCAAAUUGUUCUUUUUUUGUGUAUUUAAAGUCGAAUAGCUUAUUAAUAUACAGAAAGAGUUUUAUUUCAAUUUGAGAGUAUACAGGGUAUCCGCGCACCUGGAAAGUCAUGAAUUUCGGUAUUGAACACAAUUUGUCAUGAAAUGUCAUGAUUUUUACUAUUUUUUAAAUAAAAUCAUGGAAAGUCAUGGAUUUAGGUCUCUGAAAAAUCUAAUUUUUAAAAUGGAAUCUCCCUCCCCCCAAUUUCAUCCUGUUCCAAAUAUCUGAAUUUCUAACAAAAUCACCACUCAGUCAUAUUUUAUUUGAAUAUAAAAUGAUUUUAUCAUGUUCUUUAAAAAUUAUGGUGUUCUUU